This is a messenger RNA of Vicia faba (fava bean), 447 nucleotides long. NCBI's taxonomy places the organism in Eukaryota, Viridiplantae, Streptophyta, Magnoliopsida, Fabales, Fabaceae. The record is from the annotation of a GenBank genome assembly.
AUGUCCUUCCCAACCCUUGAUUCACAUCUUGCGGAAAUGUUAAAUUUUUUGAGAUGGAAUUUCCCUGCCAAUAUCAAAUCUGCUAAACACAUCCCUCAUAACAUCUAUGUUAGCUCUCAUGAUUAUUUCAUCAAUACUACUCAUGAGAAGGAAGACACUUCUAUGGGCAUUUCUGAAAUUAAUGAAGACAUUCCUCAAGAUACUUCUCAAAAUAACUCAUUUAUUUCAAAUUCACCUGCUAUAAUUCCUGAUUUAGCUGAAUCUGAGUCUCUAGAUCCUAAUACCUUUGUAUCACCUAUUACAAUCUCUGAUCACCAUUCUCUAACAGAUAAUCCUGUUCCUAUUGCUAUUAGAAAGUCUAGUAGAAAUGCUCCACCUCCUGCUCAUUUAAAGGACUAUGUUUGUAGUUCCACUAUCACCUCAGCAUGUCAGUAUCCUAUUCAAUAG